Molecule: messenger RNA, 3767 nt
Organism: Xenopus laevis (African clawed frog)
Lineage: Eukaryota; Metazoa; Chordata; Amphibia; Anura; Pipidae
Gene: cxcl16.L
Product: C-X-C motif chemokine 16
Exons: 6
Coding region: 388-1143 (251 amino acids)
Source: RefSeq, a predicted model, not a curated record
CUGAGUCAGAGUUGUCUACUGAUAGUGAAAGUGACAGUUAGAGCAGUCAGUGCUGCGGAGAGACGGGGCUGCUGUAUUCUCACACUCAGGCUCACACUCACACUCAGGCUCACACUCAGGUAAAUACUCACACUCAGGCUCACACUCAGGUAAAUACUCACACUCAGGCUCACACUCAGGUAAAUACUCACACUCAGGCUCACACUCAGGUAAAUACUCACACUGAGGCUCACACUCAGGUAAAUACUCACACUCAGGCUCACACUCAGGAGGCAGAGAAGAAGCUUUGUCUGUGAGUGGAGUGGAAGGAAGAAGGAGAGAAGGGGAGACAGUUGAGAAGGAGUCAGUUCAGGAUAUAACAGGAGACCUGUCUCUGUCUCUGCUGGAAUGUCUCAGCCAGUCCUCCUGCUCCUUGUCUGGCUGAUGUCUCUUCACUCAGCUGUAGCGCAGUACGCUGAGAAAGGAGGCUGCUGUGACCAUCUGCAACCCAAGAAAAGGCCGGAACCGGACAUGUUGAAAUUGUAUAAGCAGAAAGUGAAGACUUAUGUUGAAUGCCCUCACAGCAGAGUCCAAUUGAAAUUUCCCAAUAGAAACGUGUGCGCUUCAAAACAUGACGAGUGGGUCCAGGAACUGAUAUGUCACAUAAAAAAAGACAGUACAGACAGUUUCUGUGCCAAAUAUAAGGAUCCUGCAUCAGGUCCGGAUUAUUCCAAGGGCUCUGAGCAAGCUCCACCCACAAUCCCUCCAGCCAGAGCAGAGUCCAUCACAGAAAGCAAUAGCAAGCAGGCACCGGGGGUUGUGGUGACACAACCUGUGUCUAUUGUCACAUCACACAGACCCACAAGUGGUAAAGAAGAGGCGCCAACAGAAUACGCAGCUGUGCCAAGCGAUAAUGAAGCCGCGCCAAGUGAAUACCCAGUGGUAAACCAAGAGGGAGAAGACUCAGAGAGACUUGAAGAUUCCAAAUGGAAGGACAGGAAGGAAGCCGGCAUCACGUCAUCUACGAGAACAGCGAUAAUAUCGUUAGUAUUUAUCAGCCUUUUCCUCAUGGCCCUCGUUGCCUUCCUGAUCUGCAGAACGAGGAAAAGACAAGAAUCCCAUACGGAACUGGAGAAAAUGGGACUGUCCUCCUCUGAGGAGUGACAGCCAAUGACAGGAGACUAACAUCUUAACCCUUUCCUAAUCAUCUGCACUGGCUUUUAGUUGGGACGCAGGCGCAGGAUCUCGCAGAAGGCAGGAGGCAUAUGGAGAAAUACAACAGAAAUGUUGGCAGUGGAGGAGACCGGGAACGUUCCUUAGGGUUCGGUAUCAUUGCACAUAGGAAGAGGCUAAACGCUGGCUGAUGAGGAAGCGACAUCUCUCUGACCUCCGGUUCUUCUGCAGAUCAGUCGUCCAACUCUGCUGUUGCACUGCUGCUUACAAGCAUUUUUAUUAACCAUCUUUUCCCACAAUGCAACACAAAUACUGAGGAGUCAGGCCCCACUGGAGGAAAGUCACACAGGGAUGUGCUUCUCCCCAUGGGAACACUCUAUGGACCCAACUCCAUCUCCACCCCAUGAGGAUACUAUAUGUUCUCAACUUCAUCUCCAACCCAUGGGGAUACUCUAUGGGCUCAACUCCAUGAGGAUAGUCUAUGGACCCAACUUCAUCAGCUCUAGCUUCUAUAUAUGGGAAUACUCUAUGUUCUCAACUCCAUCUCCACCCCAUGGGGAUACUCUAUGGACCCAACUCCAUCAGCUCUAGCUCCUACCCAUGGGGGUCCUCUAUGUUCUCAACUUCAUCAACUCCAUCUCCACCCCAUGGGGAUACUCUAUGGGCUCAACUUCAGCACCACUGCAGGAUUUCAUGCACUGUUUCUAUUGACCUUUGUACUUCAAAAAUUAACAAAUGGUGGGGGGCAAGUGGAAAUAACGGGUACCUUCCUUCCACUAUCCAAUGAUUAAAAUACAAAAACGUUCAUCCGCUUGCCAAAAAAAAGUGAGCAUAUAUCUUAUGAGAUCAAAUUUGACACCAAUUCACACCACAUACCAACGUUUUGCGGUGGUGUGUUACCCAAUUCCACACCCAAGGAAACCCGAAAGGUUGGUACGUGGUUUAAAUUGGUGUAAAAGCCAUGAAAUAAAUUUUGGCAAGUGGAUGAAAGUUUUUUUGUGUUUUAUUCUAUUGACUUUUGGCCAAUAGAAAUAAACAAGGAUUUAUAUAUUUAUUCUUUUUGCCUGCCUUUGUCUGAUCUAUUGGAAAUAUAUAUUUUUAUGUUGUUUAUUGUGCCUGUUCAGAUGCUUGCACUUUGAUAUAUGGAUAUACAGUAUAUAUAUAGUUUUGUCUAACGUAAUAGUAAUUGCAGGGUGAAGCAGGUCCUGUGGUUCUGAUCCCUGAGGUCAGGUAAAUGGAACAUCUCUGCUCAUAGUGAUAUAAAGGAAACGAGGUAUAAAUACGUAGGUCGAGCUGUGAGCUGAGGGACCGUAGCUUUGCUAUUUGGCCAAACACGUGGCUAAUGGACAACAAAGUGGCCCCUGGGAUCUCAGCCAAGUAAAGGCAUAAAGACAUUCACCCAAACGUGGUGAUCAAAGUAUCAACCCCCGUGUGGCCCCUGCAGUUCCAGGUUGAUUCUGGACUAUUUUCCAUUUUGGAUGGUCACAUCUGGGGCCAAAAUAAAUGGAGAUGGAGGUUCCAUUUCCACCCUCCAGGAACCAAUAUCUCGGGGAUGGCGGGUCAAAAUCUCUGCAUUGGUUUGGCGUUACCGCUGCCCUAAAACACAGGCCCAACUGCAGUAGCUGCCUCUCCCACAUGGAAUAAUGAGCUGCUCUGCGAUUGGACGAGACUGUAUUUUGGGGUCCUGGGAUAUGGAGCUUGAGCAUUACUCACUAUGACUUGUAGUCACUAAUAAUACCCCAGUCUCUGUUCCCCUUACUCACUCGCCUCUCUCCAGCCCACGUCCCCUUAUUCUCGUCUCCACUUCCCCUUAUUCUUAUCUUCACUUCCCCAAAACAGAGUCUAAAGAUGGUUCUGCUCCAGCCUCUCAUAUCCCCCUGCCACACGUGAUACCAAGACAAAUCUGUAGGAGACCCAUGUGGCACACAGAAGCGGCAGUUAGGAAGUCUUUCCUCUACUCCCUGCAAUCAUGGGCAAUAUGCAGGUGGAACAAUAUUAGCUUGUCCCAGAAUCUCACACCAAGCAGAGUGGAACAACAAAUAGGUUAAAAAUACUGCCCAUAAGUUUUUGGGGUUCAGUACCAGCCCAAGGCCCCACCAUUUAGCAAUGAACCUCUGAAGAUGCCCCAGUAGCUCCCCAUCUUCUCAUCUGCCAAUUCCCAGCACAUACUCUGUGCUGCUGACAGUUGCAAUACACAAUAUAUAUAUAUAUAUAUAUAUAUAAAAUAAACCAGACAAUACAAGGCUGAUGAUGAAUACAGAAGCCCCUGUGGAGCAGCUGGAAGACGAGAGCUAUUUGCACAAUAACGAGGAUGAAGUGUCAGCCAGCUGCAACUGCCAGCUUGCAUCAUUAACCAAACAGCUGCUUUCAGCCAUGGGAAACUCAACAAGGAAAGAGUAAUGUAAACCAUAUGCUUGCUUUGUGCCUGAAACAUUCUGAUGCUUCUCCCAGUGGAGGAGCCGGCAGCUUUGGUAGUGUAGGGCCCCAGGCCAGGGAACACUGUCCCUUUAAUUUCUAGCAUCACUAGAUUGAAUGAGUACCAAUAUGUCUGCUGCACGUGCCUGUGUCUUUAAGAACCUUCAAUAAAAAUUGGGGAGCACCCCGUUUGCAAAGUG